Messenger RNA from Penicillium canariense, 675 nucleotides. RefSeq lists its product as uncharacterized. The transcript is spliced from 4 exons. Bases 1 to 675 code for a protein of 224 amino acids. Lineage: Eukaryota; Fungi; Ascomycota; Eurotiomycetes; Eurotiales; Aspergillaceae. The record is from RefSeq and is a predicted model, not a curated record.
AUGCCGGGACCGGUCGCCACCGAGGACCGGCAGGGUCCUGUCCGAUCCAUGAUUUUCAUGACUACAAACAGACGCCUCCAAAAGUCUCCCGGGUUCUUCGCCGCGGCCCCGCUACUUCCUGCGCCAGUCGAUCCAGUGGAGCUCGGCGCGAGGGGGGGCAAACGGUCGGAGUAUUACGGCUGGGUUGCUUAUCAUCCACGGAAGACACCUUCAUCAUUAUCUUACGUAGGAAAGAAACCCUCUCCGUACCCUCCCGCCGGUGAGGAUGGAAGAGCCAAAAAAGGAAAAAAGAACAGUAUAAAAAGGACCGGAUCCGGUUCCUCCCCCAUGGCCGUGCAGCACCUCGGGUCUGAGCCCCUCGCGCGCUGGGGUAGGACAUGGCCAUUGCCCGGCCUCUCCACCGGCCAGGCUGUCUGUCCCCGACUGACGGAGGGACAAGGGGACGAAGGCGUGCGACGGAUUGUGAAGCUCCAGGUCUCACAGCGCGAUCCACUUGCCCUUCCUUCCCCUUCGAGUAGUGGGUGUGGGCGAUUCGCCCCUGGUCGCACGCCUGCUUCUAGAACGAUGCAGAUUCCCCGCCACGCGGUCAUUGACCGUUUGCAUCAUGAUAAGGAAGAGGAGGAGGAAGAGGAGGAAGAGGAGGAAGAGGAGGAGGAGGAGGUGGAGAAAUCAUGA